AUACGCGAAUCCAACGCUGGCUGUACCCGUGCUGUCUUCCGAUGGCUUUUCUUCCCCUUCCGGGAACCUCUAUACACCCACCGUCCACCUUCCUCACCUAUUUAUUCAACCACCUCUCUCUAAAUCUCCUCAUCGAUCUCAAAUCAAAAUAUUGAAAUCAACCCAAUUCACUAAUCAAUUUCUCAUUCUCUCUAUGGCAACCAGCAACCAAUCUCAAUCUCAAUUCCAAGAUUUCUUGCCUGUAAUGGCGGAUAAACUGGGCGGCGAUGGUUUAAUUGAAGAACUAUGCAAUGGGUUUCAGUUGCUGAUGGAUCGUGAAAAGGGUGUGAUCACUUUCGAUAGUCUGAAGAAGAAUUCUUCCCUUUUAGGUCUUCAAGAUUUGUCAGAUGCUGAUCUUUUGAGCAUGUUGAGAGAAGGCGAUUUCGAUGGUGAUGGUGCGCUUAGUCAGAUGGAAUUUUGUGUUCUUAUGUUUAGAUUAAGCCCUGAUUUGAUGCAGCAAUCUGAGUUUUUGUUAGAAGAAGCUUUGGAACAGGAGUUCAAUAAUUUCCAACAUUGAAUUGUAAAACUUUCCAUUUUAGUUGUUGCUUGUUUCUUUACAAAAAUUAUAAAUCUUUGAGUUUGUUGAUAA
Lactuca sativa (garden lettuce) is the source of this 628-nucleotide messenger RNA. RefSeq names its product calcium-binding protein KRP1. Gene Ontology annotation, molecular function: calcium ion binding. Lineage: Eukaryota; Viridiplantae; Streptophyta; Magnoliopsida; Asterales; Asteraceae. The record is from RefSeq and is a predicted model, not a curated record.